UGUAUGCCAGUAUCUACAGACAGCUAGCCUGCUAGCUAACAACAACAUAAGAUCCCUCACGACCGCCGAUAGCAUUUAACUCAACAUAAAGGGGGCAAAUAGCUUCCAUCUGGUGUGUACUUAUGCAGAUGGACGCCAGGAGUGAACGUUGACAAGUUAAAGUGGCUGACAUCUUCACCCUCUCGCUCCCCAACACCCUCUGUCACGCUGGCAAUGUCAAGAGUCCCGAGUCCCCCUCCCCCUGCGGAAAUGUCCAGCGGGCCUGUGGCCGAGAGCUGGUGUUACACACAGAUCAAAGUGGUGAAGUUCUCUUACAUGUGGACCAUCAACAACUUCAGCUUCUGUCGCGAGGAGAUGGGCGAGGUCAUCAAGAGCUCCACCUUCUCGUCUGGGGCUAAUGACAAGCUGAAAUGGUGUUUGCGAGUGAAUCCCAAGGGCCUAGAUGAGGAGAGUAAAGACUACCUGUCUCUCUACCUGCUGCUGGUCAGCUGUCCAAAGGCGGAGGUGCGCGCCAAGUUCAAGUUCUCCAUUCUCAACGCCAAGGGAGAGGAGACCAAAGCCAUGGAAAGCCAGAGAGCAUAUCGCUUUGUCCAGGGGAAGGACUGGGGAUUUAAAAAGUUCAUCCGGAGAGACUUCCUCCUUGAUGAGGCCAACGGACUUCUACCUGACGACAAGCUGACACUCUUCUGUGAGGUGAGUGUGGUGCAAGACUCUGUCAACAUAUCUGGCCAGAACACCAUGAACAUGGUAAAGGUGCCUGACUGCAGGCUAGCAGACGAACUUGGGGGCCUGUGGGAGAACUCGCGCUUCACGGACUGUUCGCUCUGUGUGGCUGGACAGGAGUUCCAGGCUCACAAAGCCAUCCUGGCAGCCCGAUCCCCAGUAUUCAGCGCCAUGUUUGAGCAUGAGAUGGAGGAGAGCAAAAAGAACCGCGUGGAGAUCAACGAUGUGGAGCCCGAGGUUUUUAAAGAGAUGAUGUGCUUCAUUUACACAGACAAGGCUCCCAACCUGGACAAGAUGGCCGAUGACUUGCUGGCAGCAGCUGACAAGUAUGCCCUGGAGAGACUGAAGGUGAUGUGUGAGGAUGCUCUGUGCACCAGUCUGUCUGUGGAAAAUGCUGCUGAGAUCCUCAUCCUGGCUGACCUGCACAGUGCUGACCAGCUCAAAACACAGGCUGUUGACUUCAUCAACUACCACGCUGCAGAGGUGAUGGAGACGGCCGGCUGGAAGUCCAUGGUGGCGUCUCACCCUCACCUUGUGGCAGAAGCCUACCGCUCGCUGGCCUCGGCCCAGUGUCCGUUCCUCGGACCCCCGCGCAAACGCCUCAAACAGUCCUAACAGCCCGAGGACAGAGUCAUAUACAACUCUGUCAUAUACACACACACACUUUCACACGUACAAACAUGAAAGACACAG
Molecule: messenger RNA, 1416 nt
Organism: Solea senegalensis (Senegalese sole)
Lineage: Eukaryota; Metazoa; Chordata; Actinopteri; Pleuronectiformes; Soleidae
Product: speckle-type POZ protein
Exons: 10
Coding region: 214-1338 (374 amino acids)
Biological process (GO): regulation of proteolysis; proteasome-mediated ubiquitin-dependent protein catabolic process
Cellular component (GO): cytoplasm; nucleus
Molecular function (GO): ubiquitin protein ligase binding
Source: RefSeq, a predicted model, not a curated record